UUUAUUGAUUUUUUCUUGAUAAGAGGACGGAGAGAGAGAGCGAGAGAGAGAAUAACAUAUGGGGUGGGAAUGAGGGAACCAAAACAUACUGUAUGUUCAUUACUAGGACUGUACAUUUGAGAGAUAAAGAAAGAUAGAAGACAAAUGAGACGGUCUACCGCCGCAACGCCCAUCCCCGUAAUGUCUCAUCCAUGAACGUUUCACAACUACCGGUUGACUGCGGCUGGAAUUGUGACGGAUCGACGCACUGAGCAUGUCAGGGCGAGUUUUAUAGAAAUGCGUUUGGAAAUAAAAUCAGUAACAAAAACGUCUUUCAAAAUCAUUUGGGGAUGUUCGACUCACGAGGCUUGAAGGAAUUUGAUUUUCCACUUUGACAACUCUAAACUGUUUGGAUGAAUUCUAUUUUUCAAGACUUCCAAGUUCGCCACAGGUCUCUAUCACAGCCCAACUUGUUGCUAUCGAAAUUAUAUCUAGCUGAAAUACAGUGGUACGUCUAUGUCACUCAUCUUUCUUAGUUUGAACAACGGUCAAUAUUGAAUUAAACGUUUAACCACUAACUGAAUAAAACAAGAAGAUGUUGGAUAAAUAUUCCCGGCACAGCCCUGGAGUUGCGCCCGUCCCGAACACGGACCUGCAACUCAAACUACCGGAGAGCAACGUGGGUACCAGAGGCCAAGAGAAAGAUAACGGGUCUGGGCAGAAACUGGUGGAGAUAACGGGACCGGCUCUGUCCAAACGGAAACUACUGGUCGGUCUGGACCUGCUCUGUCUGGUUCUGGCCUCCAUCCCGUUCUUGGUGUGUGAGCUGAAGGCGGUGAGUCCAUAUAGCAGAGGGUUUUUCUGUGGGGAUCCCAGCAUCAUGUAUCCAUACCUACACAGAGAGGCUAUACCAGAUCAGCUGCUCAUUACUGGUGGGAUCAUCAUCACCGGACUCACUAUAGCUUUAGGGGAGUGUUACCGGGUGCAUUACCGAGGGGUCAGCUCCAAAGCCUUCGUCAGGAACCUCUACGUCUCAUGCCUGUAUAAGGAGUUAGGUUCCUUCCUGUUUGGGUGCUGUGUCGGCCAAUCCCUGACUAACAUGGCCAAGCUGAGCGUGGGGCGGCUGCGACCUCACUUCCUGUCUGUGUGCGGCGUCUCGUAUGCCUCGCUCAACUGCACCCCCGGAACCUACGUCUCCACGGUAACCUGCCGACAGACAGACCACCGAUUGGAAGAGGAGGCCAGGAAAUCCUUCUUCUCUGGUCAUGCUUCGUUUGCAAUGUACACCAUGCUGUAUCUAGCAUUCUACCUCCAAGCCAGGUGGUGUUGGCGAGGGGCCAGGUUACUCAGACCCCUCGUACAGUUCUUCCUGGUUCUGCUAGCUGUGUAUACAGGCCUGACUAGAAUAUCGGACUAUCGACAUCAUCCCUCUGAUGUCAUCACUGGCUACAUACAGGGAGCCUUGACUGCCUACUGGGUGGCCUUCCACGUCUCCUCCAUGUUUAAAGACUACAGCUCUACCCUCUCUCCUAGCCUGGACAACCCCCCGUCUCCUAGCUCCUCCAUGUUUAAAGACUACAGCUCUACCCUCUCUCCUAGCCUGGACAACCCCCUGUCUCCACAUCUCCUCCAUGUUUAAAGACUACAGCUCUACCCUCUCUCCUAGCCUGGACAACCCCCUGUCUCCACAUCUCCUCCAUGUUUAAAGACUACAGCUCUACCCUCUCUCCUAGCCUGGACAACCCCCUGUCUCCACAUCUCCUCCAUGUUUAAAGACUACAGCUCUACCCUCUCUCCUAGCCUGGACAACCCCCUGUCUCCACAUCUCCUCCAUGUUUAAAGACUACAGCUCUACCCUCUCUCCUAGCCUGGACAACCCCCUGUCUCCACAUCUCCUCCAUGUUUAAAGACUACAGCUCUACCCUCUCUCCUAGCCUGGACAACCCCCUGUCUCCACAUCUCCUCCAUGUUUAAAGACUACAGCUCUACCCUCUCUCCUAGCCUGGACAACCCUCCGUCUCCUAGCUCCUCCAUGUUUAAAGACUACAGCUCUACCCUCUCUCCUAGCCUGGACAACCCCCUGUCUCCACGUCUCCUCCAUGUUUAAAGACUACAGCUCUACCCUCUCUCCUAGCCUGGACAACCCCCUGUCUCCACAUCUCCUCCAUGUUUAAAGACUACAGCUCUACCCUCUCUGCUAGCCUGGACAACCCCCUGUCUCCACAUCUCCUCCAUGUUUAAAGACUACAACUCUACCCUCUCUCCUAGCCUGGACAACCCCCUGUCUCCACGUCUCCUCCAUGUUUAAAGACUACAGCUCUACCCUCUCUCCUAGCCUGGACAACCCCCUGUCUCCACAUCUCCUCCAUGUUUAAAGACUACAGCUCUACCCUCUCUCCUAGCCUGGACAACCCCCUGUCUCCACAUCUCCUCCAUGUUUAAAGACUACAGCUCUACCCUCUCUCCUAGCCUGGACAACCCCCUGUCUCCACAUCUCCUCCAUGUUUAAAGACUACAGCUCUACCCUCUCUCCUAGCCUGGACAACCCCCUGUCUCCACAUCUCCUCCAUGUUUAAAGACUACAGCUCUACCCUCUCUCCUAGCCUGGACAACCCCCUGUCUCCACGUCUCCUCCAUGUUUAAAGACUACAGCUCUACCCUCUCUCCUAGCCUGGACAACCCCCUGUCUCCACAUCUCCUCCAUGUUUAAAGACUACAGCUCUACCCUCGCUCCUAGCCUGGACAACCCUCUGUCUCCACAUCUCCUCAAUGUUUAGACUACAGCUCUACCCUCUCUCCUAGCCUGGACAACCCCCUGUCUCCACAUCUCCCUCAUGUUUAGACUAAAGCUCUACCCUCUCUCCUAGCCUGGACAACCCCCUGUCUCCACAUCUCCCUCAUGUUUAGACUACAGCUCUACCCUCUCUCCUAGCCUGGACAACCCCCUGUCUCCACAUCUCCUCCAUGUUUAAAGACUACAGCUCUACCCUCUCUCCUAGCCUGGACAACCCCCUGUCUCCACAUCUCCUCCAUGUUUAAAGACUACAGCUCUACCCUCUCUCCUAGCCUGGACAACCCCCUGUCUCCACAUCUCCUCCAUGUUUAAAGACUACAGCUCUACCCUCUCUCCUAGCCUGGACAACCCCCUGUCUCCACGUCUCCUCCAUGUUUAAAGACUACAGCUCUACCCUCUCUCCUAGCCUGGACAACCCCCUGUCUCCACAUCUCCUCCAUGUUUAAAGACUACAGCUCUACCCUCUCUCCUAGCCUGGACAACCCUCUGUCUCCACAUCUCCUCAAUGUUUAGACUACAGCUCUACCCUCUCUCCUAGCCUGGACAACCCCCUGUCUCCACAUCUCCCUCAUGUUUAGACUACAGCUCUACCCUCUCUCCUAGCCUGGACAACCCCCUGUCUCCACAUCUCCCUCAUGUUUAGACUACAGCCUGGACAACCCCCGUCACCACACCGUCAGUUAGGGGAUAGGUCUGUGUGUGUUUCUUUGUGUUAGUGAAGUGUUUCAGAACAAGUCCUGUGAAAUCACAUACCUCAGUAUUCUGUGAGAGAUAAGGAGAUAGAGAGAUUAAGAGACAGAAAGGGAGACGGGAGAAAAAAAGAGGGAGAGAGAAAGGGGGGGGUAGUGGGAGAGAAAG
This is a messenger RNA of Oncorhynchus mykiss (rainbow trout), 3631 nucleotides long. NCBI's taxonomy places the organism in Eukaryota, Metazoa, Chordata, Actinopteri, Salmoniformes, Salmonidae. The record is from RefSeq and is a predicted model, not a curated record.